AUGUGGCGCGCGCGUCCGAGCGGCGGCGGAGGCGCGGGCACCGCCGCCGGCGCCGGCGGCCGCCCGCAGUGCCAGCGAUGCCUCAAGUUCGGCAAGUGGACGUUCGAGUGCUGCAAGGACGCGUCGUCGCGGGUGUACGUCUCUCGGCCGUCGCGGACGGCGCAGCUCAAGAAUCCAAAGGUUCGGCAGCGAUUCGCGGACGCCGCGGAUCAGCCGCCGGACCUACGGAAAGAGGAGAAGGAGCGAAGAGCGGCGAUCAUCGGGAAGGUGAAGGGGAGCAAGAAGCGGCGAAAGGGCGGGAGCGACUCGAGCUCGAGCUCGAGCUCGAGCUCGUCCUCUUCGAGUUCGUCCUCGAGUUCUUCGAGCUCUUCGAGCGGAUCGGAUUCCUCGUCGUCUUCGAGCUCGUCGUCUUCGUCUAGUUCUUCUUCUUCUAGUUCUUCUUCGUCGUCUUCGUCGGAUAAGAAUAAAAAGAAGAAGAAGAAGAAGGCGUCGAAGGCGAAGGCGGAGGCGAAGGAGGGAAAGACGACGGGCGACGGCGACGACGCGGCGGCCGCCGCCGCCGCGGCGGCGGCGCCGCCGCCGACCGACGGCGCCGGCCCCGCGUUCAUCCACAUGCGUUCGUUCCAGGGCGCGCGACCUGGGUACGUGUUCAAGAGUGGAGAUCACGGACCAGGGUACUACCGCGACGUGAACGCGAACGCGAACGCGGCGAGCGGACGCGACGAGGGCGGCGGGAAACGCGGGCGGAGCGGCGAAGGCGGCGACGGCGGCGGGAAGAAGAAAAAGAAAAAGAAGGCGUCGUCGUCGUCGUCGUCGUCUUCUUCCUCUUCCUCUUCCUCUUCUUCUUCUUCCGGGUCGGGGUCGGGGUCGGGGUCGUAG
This is a messenger RNA of Micromonas pusilla CCMP1545, 879 nucleotides long. RefSeq lists its product as uncharacterized. The transcript has a single exon. The record is from RefSeq and is a predicted model, not a curated record. Bases 1 to 879 code for a protein of 292 amino acids. Lineage: Eukaryota; Viridiplantae; Chlorophyta; Mamiellophyceae; Mamiellales; Mamiellaceae.